AUGGCUCGUCGGAAUCUUUUCAGUGGAGGCAGCAAUGGAAGUGACCACGAUUCCUAUCCCAAACGUGCGCGAGGCAACAACCGAAGAGCUCCCAGCAGUAAACGAGCGUUAGAAGCGCCUACUACACACCAGAAACGACAACCGCCACGUCCCCACCGCAGCAGGUUCGACUAUGAGACCAGAAACUUGGACGACUCGUACGCAACGACUGCGCCCGCUGUGAGUACAAGAAGAGACGACAACAUCUUCGACAUACCCAUUAUCAGUACAAGGAGAGAAGCGCUAGACAGCACCUGCGCAGUGGUCGACUACGACGGAGGCCUCGUCAGUGGCAAGGCACUGCAAACUGGAGACGACGGGAUCUCCAUCAAUGCCAACAGCUCAGUACCAUCCCAUGACGGAGCUAUCGAGAAAGGAUAUGUGGAGCUCGUGUCCGGUCGAAACAUUGGACUACUCGUGUCUACGUUGUGUGCAGGAGUACUAAUCACUUGUCUGAAGAGAGGACUGCUCCCUCUUCUUCAAGCAGAACUCGAGUUGGAGACGUACCAGGUGGAUGCAGCAAAUGUACUCAUGCUGUUGCCGUGGUCGUACACUUUCGUAUGGGGUUUUCUUUCCGACGCGGUACCCUUAUUGGGAUCUCGACGCAAGUCGUAUAUUAUAGCUGGAUGGGUCGUGUCAUUACUGACGUGCUUUGCUAUGGCAAUCCUCAAUUACACACUCGAGUACAACGCGUUAUCGAGUCGAGCAGCAACAGAAGAAGCGCUACAGAACCGAGUGGCACUCAUCGAUGGGUACAUCGGACUUUUGAUGCUCGCCAGCUUUGGCGGCGUCCUCACGUUGAUCAUCUCCGAGACAUAUGUGGUCGCACAAACCCGUCGAGAGCCUCUGGAAGUGCGUGGCAUGGCGUUGGGGACAAUUCUACUGACACAGUUCAUGGGCGAACUUGUGGGACAGAUUAUCUCGGACAUGGCCAUUUUCCACAUCACCGAGCUCGGACUCACGCCCAUCGUCUCGUUCCGGCAAACCGCCAUGUUCUUCAUGUUUUAUUCACUUGUGCCGUUGCUUACGCUGAUUUUCUUCUUCCACGAAGACCCCGAUCCGCCAGAAAUCGACGACGGAGAAACGAAUUACGGCGCUGACGAAUCUCACAUUUUUAUUCAAGAAGAAUUGGCCUCUAUGGGCUGUUUCCAAGGCCUCCAAGUCAAGUGGCUGCGACUACGAAGAGCUCUCGCCAAGGAGUCGACAAUUCGCAUCAUCCGCUUCUUCAUGAUCUUCGUGUUUCUAUCGGAAUUUACCCUCACGUAUCCACAUGCUCAACUUGAAAUUUGGUGUAAUUUCACGGACAAGGCUCAAUCAUCCAGCCACAUUACGACGGGGGCGCUCUAUGUGCUGGCAGCAGCAGCGUGGAAGUACUGUGCGCUAAACUGCAACUGGCGCUAUUGCGUCACCGUCAGUCUGCUCGUCAUUAUGAUGCUGCCUCAACUUGUUUUCUACUUUCUGGCGACUUGGUCGAUCGGUAUGCGGAGUCAAGAAACUUUCAUCUUUAUGACGGCGUUGCGAGGAUUCAUGCGCGGUGGGCUGGUCAUACUGGAAGUGGCUUUGUCGGCCGAGAUCGCUCCUGUCGGUGGAGAAGGGGCGUUCGUCGGUAUCAUCGUGUCGAUGAGCAGCAUCAUGCGACUGUUGUCUACCACUUUUUCGAACGUUCUGGGCUUCGCAUUUGAAGACCCCAGUCUGUACGGCACAGAACACCAGAGCGAUCAGGUGAUCUUCGGACUCGGUAUCUGCUACUCUGUCCGACUCAUUAGUCUUGUGGCGCUGCUCUUUUUACCACGACAGAAACAAGAGCUCCAGCGACUCCACCGUUUUGGCGCUCAAGGGGAUAAAAGCACGACGUGGUGGGUCUUGGGAUCACUAGGAUGCGCCUUCUUCGUCAGCGCUAUCUUCAACUUGCUAGCCGUCAUCCCGAGCACUUCGUGCUUGCAGAUUGUAGGCGGUGCAGGCUGCAAAUAA
Messenger RNA from Phytophthora infestans T30-4, 2010 nucleotides. RefSeq lists its product as uncharacterized. NCBI's taxonomy places the organism in Eukaryota, Oomycota, Peronosporomycetes, Peronosporales, Peronosporaceae. The transcript has a single exon. Bases 1 to 2010 code for a protein of 669 amino acids. The record is from RefSeq and is a predicted model, not a curated record.